GCUCAUUUGGUAUCAAAGUAUCCAAACCUAUCUAAUUAACCAUGAAAGUGAUCAUUGUCGCCCUCGCCCUUGUGGCUGUUGUCGCUGCUCAUCCCGUCGCAGAAACUGAACCAAUUAAAAUUCUUCGAUCACAAUUUGAUGCCAAUCCUGAAGGUGGCUACGUUUUCGAUUUCGAAACAGAAAAUGGCAUCAAACGCUCUGAGCAGGGCGAAGUAAGGGAAGCUCUUGACGAGGAAAACAAGCCUCACCCUGUCGUAGUAGUCCGUGGAUCUUACUCAUACGUCGAUGUAAACGGUAACCCCGAGACCAUUACCUACUAUGCUGACGAGACCGGCUACCAUCCUGAGGGAGCCUCCAUCCCCAAGGUCCCAUCCCCAUCCAGGAGAUAAACAAUGAUUAACAUCGCUGACACCAAGGAAUUCAAUGUGUAAUUGAUUAACUAUAACCAUUCUUAAUCAAUUAUUCAUGGAAAAAUACAAGGAUUUUUCGUCUUAAAAAUCAAUAUCGC
This is a messenger RNA of Vanessa atalanta (red admiral), 508 nucleotides long. Its product is annotated as larval cuticle protein 1-like. The transcript has 3 exons. Gene Ontology annotation, molecular function: structural constituent of chitin-based larval cuticle. Gene Ontology annotation, cellular component: chitin-based extracellular matrix. Bases 42 to 389 code for a protein of 115 amino acids. The record is from RefSeq and is a predicted model, not a curated record. NCBI's taxonomy places the organism in Eukaryota, Metazoa, Arthropoda, Insecta, Lepidoptera, Nymphalidae.